This is a messenger RNA of Miscanthus lutarioriparius, 987 nucleotides long. Lineage: Eukaryota; Viridiplantae; Streptophyta; Magnoliopsida; Poales; Poaceae. The record is from the annotation of a GenBank genome assembly.
AUGGAUGGUUGCAGCUGGGCGCCAUCUCAUGCUAGAGGCGGCGCCAGAGCUGUGUUUAGUGGGGACAUGUCAUGGCACAAGGCGAGUAACAGCAGCUGCGACGACUCUGAUCAUCUUGACCGCGGGAGGGAAGGGCAGGACGUGGUGAUCAGAUCGCAACUUCAGCAGCAGCUGGAACAGAUCUACAUGCUGAUGGACAUGGAGCAAGAGCAUGAGCUGCACCUGCACCACGCCGUGCCACCGCAGAGCCCUAGCCAGCAGCAGCGGUCGCCACCGUCGUCGUCGUCGCCAUUCCGGUCUUUUGCCGUAAGCUCCGAUGAGACUUCGUCGCUCGUGCUCUCGGCAUCGAGCGCCACCCCAACCUUUUGCCAACAACCGUCCCAGGCCUCAUCCCUGGACACACCAUUUUCGCCACUCCCCUACAGCUACCUUGAGACGAUCCCGAACCUGAACCUGGAAGAAAUCAUGAGCCAAGCACGGCACAAGGUCGGCCAUGCCGAUUCCGGCACCAGUGCGUUCAGUCAGUACGUCCGGCACCUCCGCCCCAAGAAGAAGGUAAAGCCGGGCGCCUGCGGGCAGAGGGCGAUCAAGACGGCCAUGUCGGUCAUGGCGAAAAUGCACAGCGCUAAGCUUUCCCAGUGGCAGAGGCAGCAGAGCUCCAGGACAGAGAUGAUCGCGGCAGCGCCGUCCGACGAGAGCAACAACAUCCAGCUUCAGCACCUCCUGUCGGAGCGCAAGCGCCGUGAGAAGAUCAACGACAGCUUCGAUGCUCUCAGGAAUGCGCUGCCCCAUGCCUCCAAGCGAGAUAAAACAUCCAUACUGAUGAGAGCAAGGGACUACAUAAACUCUCUCAAAUCAAGGGUGUCUGAGCUGGAGGAGAAGGAGAUGGCACUAGAAUCGCAGCUAAGGAUCGACUACGGCGAUGAACAAGACGUUAAUGGUUCCCCUGAAAAGAUCGAGAUGAAACAAUGCAGGACCAUUGACUGA